CGGGAAGAUCCGUGGGCCAAAGAGACUAAAAGACGGUGUUCGCGGGAGGAGAAAAAAUAAGAGGUAGUGGGGUAAAACGCCACCGAGGCUUCAAUGACAGCUUACACAGGGUCUCCGAAACGCAGGAGCGGGGACGAUCCCGGAGUCUUCCAUUGUGCGCGCCCCUCCUCUCCCGCUCCGCCCCCGCCGCUCGGUCCACAACACCGCUGCCGCCUGCACCUCCCGUUUACCCAGGUGGUUACCAAUGACUCAGGAGCUGAGUUUCCAAAAAUUUAUCGACCAGUCUGACUUACCAGAAGAACUUAAAUAUGACUUCAAUGAGAAAGCUGAAUUGAGACACACUGAGACACAAAAGCCUUUUGUCUUUAACUAUCAUAAAAAUAUCCUUGAGAGGAAUAGCAAGCGCUACCAGGCCCUUGGCCACUUACUUGAACAAUACACUUUUGAGCUUAUGGAAAAAGUGUGCAAAUUACAAAAAGUAUAUAUCCCACUAGAAGCUAAUAAAGAACCAAGAAGCUUCUUUUUCAUGAGUGAGAGAGCAUUAACAAGUCAUCAUUCUGUUCUUCUUGUCCUUCUUCAAGAUCAUGGGGUCUUUCAAGCUGGACAGUGGAGUCAGCAGGCAAUGAUACAUCAUGGUCUCCAACAUGGAAGUCAGAUUCCAUGUAUUCAGAUGGCAUUGCAGGCACAUUAUGAUGUAAUUGUGCCAAACCCCAAUGACAAUUUUGUGGACCUAAAGAUGGAGAAAGAGUGGGAAAGCCUUUUAACACAGAACAUUGAAUCUUCUUCCUUAAAAAUGGUUCAAGCUGAGAACUUUUUAACUCUUCAGCGGCCUGCCCAGUGCAUUCCAAAAAGAUGCAGCAACACCCCUGAAGAACACAUGGCUUACAUUUGGGAUUACUUCAUUUCAAAGACUGAAGGCAAGGAUGUUGCCUUCAUUGUACAUGGUUAUGGAGGCUUGGUUUUUAUGGACCUGCUUGUUCAUAGAAAGUGGGAAGUGAUGAGCAAAGUAUAUGCUGUUGCACUUAUUGACUCUGAACAUCAUAUAGGACACCAACUGGGAAGUGAUGUACAGUUACUAGCAUGGAUUAAGCACCACUGCCGUGAAUGGGUGACAAACCCUAAGCCUUUAGAUAAACCUGCAACUACUGUUUUGAAAAAGGAGUUUCCUGUAGUAUCUGCUGGUACAGAAAAACACAUCUUGGCCCCUUCCUCUAGCCUUCAGUCCAUUUUUAAAUACUUUAAAAAAGCUUUGAAAGCCAAAACAACUAUUAAUUUCUCUCGAAUGCCAGUAGUAACCAGAAGCUCCACAAAAAGAAAGCAAAGCACUUAAGCUACUUUUUUUGUCGUCUAAGAUUUUUUGAUCCCUUGCAAUUUUGUUCUAGUGGAUACUAGAAGGAAAAGAAUACUCAUACAGAGUAUUAUAUUCUGAUUUGAGGUUUGAUUUGUUACCUUCUUUAUAGUGAGUAUGUUCUCUUUUGUAGCCUAUUGGUAAACAAGGUCAGUGCCAUCAUUAAUAUUUUACAGUAUUAGUCAAGUUUGAGGAUCUUUCUUUUGAAAAGCUGCUUUCAUAUGGUUUAUUAGAAUGACACCAAAAGUGUAGUUGAUAGAAAUUAAAUAUUAAGUCAGUGUUUGAUUUCUAUAAUGCUA
Molecule: messenger RNA, 1647 nt
Organism: Choloepus didactylus (southern two-toed sloth)
Lineage: Eukaryota; Metazoa; Chordata; Mammalia; Pilosa; Megalonychidae
Product: putative protein FAM172B
Exons: 2
Coding region: 245-1330 (361 amino acids)
Biological process (GO): regulatory ncRNA-mediated heterochromatin formation
Cellular component (GO): nucleus
Molecular function (GO): siRNA binding
Source: RefSeq, a predicted model, not a curated record